Molecule: messenger RNA, 419 nt
Organism: Nematolebias whitei (Rio pearlfish)
Lineage: Eukaryota; Metazoa; Chordata; Actinopteri; Cyprinodontiformes; Rivulidae
Product: microtubule-associated protein 4-like
Exons: 4
Coding region: 59-310 (83 amino acids)
Source: RefSeq, a predicted model, not a curated record
CGUCAGCGAGGCUCGACAGAAGUCCAACUGCAGGACCAGAAAUCAGACAAGUACAGCCAUGUCAGAGGAAGACCUAAGUCUAAGUGAUGCACUGACAGACUGUGUUCCACAGUCUGGUUCAGAGAGCACAGUGGAGAAGGACUUUGUGGCUCAGUUGGAAGCAGAAACAUUCGAUGAUCAGGUCAAGGAAAUGGUUGAAAAGACAGACUACAUUCCCCUGCUGGACAACGAUGAUGCUAGGCCAGACAGAGGUAUUGCUUUGGAGAAAGGAGAGCAGGAAUCACGUCAGGCACAAAAGUUUGAGGACUAGAUGCUGCCUACAUCGCCUGAUGUCAGUAGUGCUGCUGCUUUGUGCACUUUCACCAGUUUUCUAUGUUGCACACACACACACACACACACACACACACACACACACACAC